This is a messenger RNA of Neurospora tetrasperma FGSC 2508, 540 nucleotides long. RefSeq lists its product as uncharacterized. NCBI's taxonomy places the organism in Eukaryota, Fungi, Ascomycota, Sordariomycetes, Sordariales, Sordariaceae. Bases 1 to 540 code for a protein of 179 amino acids. The transcript has 2 exons. The record is from RefSeq and is a predicted model, not a curated record.
AUGUCACACUCUCUCCUCUUCAAGGACUUGUUCGAGCGCAAGCACGAGGGUCAGCCCCAUUACAUCCGAAAAUGGAGUAUCAAGAACGCAAAGCCAACCGGGCUAACAGAUGCCCAACGUGCCAUUGCCGCCCCACCAAAUGGAGGCAAGCCUGCCGCGCCCGUCUACGCCUUCUUCGACAUCUCCAAGUAUAGACCAGAUUGGCAGCCCGAGGUCAUUCAGAUCGUCGAACGACCAGAGCUCAACACCCAGUACGCCCAGCUCGACAAUGGGUUUUGGUACCUGCUGGAGGAAGACGGCGGGUAUAUGCAUAUGACGGACAGGGAGUUCAAGGACUUCCUUGCCUGGAAGAUGGACCGGGACCAGCGAGAGGAGGACGACGAGACGGAGGAAGAAUCGGAUGAUCACGAUGAACUCCUUGCUGAGUUUGAUGCGGCAGACGAAGUUCCUGAUCCGUCGCUGGAAAUGCUUAACUCGGAGAUUGAAGAAAUCGAGUCGGAAAUGGAGAAAAUCGACUCUGAGCUCGGGGAAUCCAAGUAG